Molecule: messenger RNA, 1220 nt
Organism: Canariomyces notabilis
Lineage: Eukaryota; Fungi; Ascomycota; Sordariomycetes; Sordariales; Chaetomiaceae
Product: DUF1674-domain-containing protein
Exons: 1
Coding region: 140-751 (203 amino acids)
Biological process (GO): mitochondrial respiratory chain complex II assembly
Cellular component (GO): mitochondrion
Source: RefSeq, a predicted model, not a curated record
AUAACCGCCAUUUGUCAUUUGAGGAAUUUUUGUCACAUUCCACCGUUAGGAGUCCAACCGCGCGGACAGCAUUUGAUCCCAAAGACACCACAACUCUACCACACAAAACCAAACGACUAGGUGUAUCUUAAUUCUCACCAUGUCCCACCCGCGAGCCCUCCUCCAAUCACUCCCCCGGUCUCUACCUCUACCUCUAGCGACGAGGCUGAGGCUGAGACGCCUUCCUACAUGUACAACUUCCUCCUCGCCACACACAACCACCACCACCUCAACAACACCACGCACAACAGCCCGAUACGCAAGCAGCAACAGCAACAGCAACACUUCAGCAACAAGCUUCCUCCAAAACUCCCCCUCCCCCCCGCGCCUCCCCGCCGACCAACAAGCCGAAUUCGAGCGCCUCCAGCGCGCCGCCGAAGCCGCUCUCUCCUCCCACAACACCCUAUCCUCACCAUCAUCAUCAUCAUCAUCACAACAACAACAACAACAAGACCAGCCACUGACUACCUCCCGGCACGUCUCCAUCCCAUCCACCACCAGCACACAGGCGGUAGGGCAGGGUGGUGAUGUUGAAAGUGGUGAAAGCGUAAGCGCGGGCAGUUUCAGCGCUGGCAUCCGGCAGGGCGCGCCGCCUGAAUUCGACGGCGACAAGAACCCCAAGACCGGGGAGGUCGGGGGGCCGAAGAACGAGCCACUUCGCUGGGGCAGUGGUGGGGAUUGGAGUUAUAACGGGCGGGUUACUGAUUUUUAAACCUACCUCUCCUCUUGCCUACCUUACCCCUUACGUCUUACCUACCUCUCCUGGUGGCAGUACCGGGUUACGGUCAAGGUUAACUAAGUACGGAGUAGGGGUGGUGCUUGGGGGAGGAAGGGAGGGAGGGAUGAAUGAGUUAGAAGGCUAUAAAAACCCCAAGACCGGCGAAGUCGGGGGCUUUAAGAACGAGCCACCUCGCUGGGGGAGUGGUGGGGAUUGGAGCUAUAACGGGCGGGUUACUGACUUUUGAACCUUACCUCUUCUCUCCUGGCACCGGGUUGAGGUUGGCUGAGUAUGAGAUGGUGAUUGAGGACUGGAAGGGAUGCAGAUGAUAGAUGGAUUGGUAGUCGAACCUCAUGCCUGGAUCGCCGGAGCAGAAGGUCGUUGUAUUGUAUAGCAUCGCGAUAUGUAGAAUAAUACCAUUUUGUAGCCAUAACAAACAAACCAAAGCUGUUCGAUACCACUG